UGUAGUCAACGUUAUAUUUCACUGUGCCUGUGCGCCACACCCAGGUUAUUUUUAAUCCUUUCGGAUUUCUUCAGAGAGAUAGACUACCCUUUCACAGACAGUGUUUCUUAAUUUAAAGUGUAGUUCUAGGGGAUGCACUCUCCCGAACAUCGAACGGGGCCUCCACAUAUCGACCGAUCAUUUCCAUUACCCCAUUUUCCUAAUCUUGAGAGGAGAUGUUGAGACAGAGCAGCAUGUAUUGAUGCGUACUGCACUGUGCUCGCUGCUUACUCAGCUACAACGACGUGGCGAUGAGAAACGGUUGAAGGCGGACCUUACGGUUCCAAAAAAAAAUCCUUCAUGUAGAUUGUGAGAUAUUGUUGGGACCGUGACACGUCCCCCGUAUCCACGUGUACAUUGUAACUGAUCAUAACAUAAUACACUUUCGACAAUAGCCUAUUGACCGCCCGGCGAUACUGGCUACCUGUCACAAGGAAACGAAAGAAGAUCCCGUUUGCAAGCGGCGCGUGUGCGAAUUGUGUGUUGUGAAAUGUUUGCGGCUGCCCUGGUCCCACUGCUCUUCGCACCGCUCCUCACCCAGGGCGCACCACAGCAGGGACAGGAACCAGAGAGGUCGGUGUCAGCUGUCGUCAAUCCGUUUGGUUCUGCAGAUGAGAGCCGCAGUCUCUUGCAAAGCUAUAUCAAGGCCAGUCUGAAUGACCAGGGGAAUCUGGAGGUCAGCACUCGAGACCAAGAGGUCUUCUUCCUCUUCUCCCUCCAUGACUAUGACAAGAGUGGGCAGCUGGAUGGGCUGGAGCUGAUGAGGCUGCUGGAAGACUUCCUGUCUCACCACUCUCAGGCCCACACGUCCACAGAUGGAGUGGUUGCCAUGGUGGAUUACCUUCUGCAAACUCAGGACCAAAACCAGGACGGCUUGCUGGCUCCCUCUGAGCUUCUCUCGGCACCAGUCUCGGACUCCUUCCCAGCAGCCAUAGAGUCCAAUGCUGCAGCUGACGGGCAGGCUAAUAAGGAGCCCCCGCAGGAGGAGGCUUCAGAAGGAGGCGCUGCACAGAAGGCCGAGUCAGAUGGUCCAGCCGACACUGCCAACGACCAGAAGGAGGCACAAGAGGAGACGCAGCAGCAAGACGGCCAGGAGCAGCAGCAGCUCGGGGAGGAGGUCAGGGCGGAGCAGGGGCAGGAGGCUGUGGAGCAGGAUGGGGAGAAUAGGGAUGCUGUCGGAGGAGGGAUCCAGGACACUGAGCAGGAGGAGGGUACUCAUCACCAACCAGAAGCAGAGGCGGCCGGGGAGCACCAGCAACAGGCAGAGUCACACACUGGAGAUGGACAGAACCAGAACCAUCCGCCCCCCGUGCACCAGGGACAGCCGGAGAUGUGAAGCAGAAGAUGGGGAGGUUCUGUGGAUGCUGCUAACUGUUAACUCAGUGCUUGUGAUCAUGCCAAAGUAGACUGUAGGCACAGGUCAGCCACUGUGUACAUGGUCUUUUAAGAUGCCAAGUGACUCAGAAAGAGUUUCUCUUGCUUGGAGCAAGUUUUUUAAAAUGGAUUUUCAAAGGGACAAUGCAACAGAAAGAAAAUGGGAUAAUUACUUGAUUUCUUUGAUUGCUUUAUUUUUAAUUCAGGAUUAAUAUAUUUGAAAAGCUGUCCACUUAAUUGUAGAAAUAUUGGAUAAAAUGUUGACAAAUAGUUGCACUUUAAAAACACGCUCACACUUUUAUACCACUUCCAAUGUAUUUGCAUCUUGAAUAACUAUGCAUCGCAGACAAAAGGUCUGCACGUGUGACCGUCUAAGGCUCUAAGCCCUUUGCCAUAGAUGGUAGGUUUAUUAUUACCUAUGUAUAAUUUGCUUUUGGAGCUGUGGCAUGCAUUCCCCUUCAAAACUUCAACACUUGCAGCUUUGCGGUAUUGAUUGCAUUUUCGGAAUCAUUUUAUGGACUUUUAUUAUGGAUGUUUUUGACCAAAUGUGUAAAAGAUCUGUCUUGUUAAACUUGUACAUGUCUAAGUGUAAUAAUGAAAACCAUUAGAUCCAAAAAUUAGUAACUGAUACAAUGGUCACGCAAACCCUCAAUUAAAUCCAAUGUCAUCUGUCUAACAUUGCAAUGCACAAACAUUUCUACAACUGUGUUACAUUGCUUUUCAGUCACAUGGUGGUGAAUUCAACAGUCCCUUUAUGUGUACAACUAGACAUAUGGUCAUUGAGUUGAAAUGGGUUCAAAACAUUGAGCAGUGCAUUGGCAGCUUUGAGGAAAAAAAACACAGCAAGCAAAUAGAUGUAUUAAUUUUUAUUUCAAUGGAGCGUCACAGAUGAUAUCGCAGGAUGAAAAGCCCACACCCACUGGGCUAUUGGCCUUUACUACUGAAGCAGUGCACACAUACAAACAUG
Engraulis encrasicolus (European anchovy) is the source of this 2380-nucleotide messenger RNA. It is a transcript of the gene cgref1, whose product is annotated as cell growth regulator with EF-hand domain 1. The coding region runs from base 530 to 1375 and encodes 281 amino acids. NCBI's taxonomy places the organism in Eukaryota, Metazoa, Chordata, Actinopteri, Clupeiformes, Engraulidae. The transcript has 6 exons. Gene Ontology annotation, molecular function: calcium ion binding. The record is from RefSeq and is a predicted model, not a curated record.